Molecule: messenger RNA, 1617 nt
Organism: Aspergillus homomorphus CBS 101889
Lineage: Eukaryota; Fungi; Ascomycota; Eurotiomycetes; Eurotiales; Aspergillaceae
Product: cystathionine gamma-synthase
Exons: 2
Coding region: 135-1316 (393 amino acids)
Biological process (GO): transsulfuration
Cellular component (GO): cytoplasm
Molecular function (GO): pyridoxal phosphate binding; carbon-sulfur lyase activity
Source: RefSeq, a predicted model, not a curated record
UAUAAGAAGUCGGCAUAGAAAACUCAGGGCUGGACUAUGAAAAACUAUCAACGUGGAAUUCUUUCAAGUCUUCCUACUCUUCUUUCUCAGUCGACACCUCAUCUUCUGUGUUUCCAAUUAGCACAGUCUCGAUCAUGCCACCAAAUCAGGUACAUCCGUCGACAUUGGCACUUCAUGCCGACGACCCUCUGCAUCUCGUCACCGAUGUCGCUCCCCCUAUUCACCUUUCCACCACCUUUCGAUUUCCUGACAAUCCAGAUGAAUUGCUUCCAUCUGUGGAUCCAGUAGACGAGUUUAACGGCAAAAAUUAUGUCUAUUCUCGAGAGUUCGCUCCUAAUGCAACCCGCUUCGAAUCCAUCCUGACCAGUCUGAUCGGAGGCCACGCGGUCAGCUAUUCGACUGGGCUCGCAGCUCUCACUGCCGCGUUGACUCUGCUGAAUCCGCGCCGCAUCUCGGUGGGACAAGGUCACCACGGAAGCCAUGAAGUCAUUGCCGUGAUUUCUCGCCUUUCCGGGCUUCAGAAGCUUGAACUAAAUUGCCCAGCGGAGGACUUGGAGGAAGGAGAUGUAAUCCUCCUCGAGACUCCGAUCAACCCCUUGGGCACAGCGUAUAGCAUUGAGGAAUACGCGAAGAAGGCGCACUCGCGCGGUGCAUACCUUAUCGUUGACAGCACGUUUGCGCCGCCCGGCCUGCAGGACCCAUUCCUCUGGGGAGCAGACCUUGUUCUACACUCUGGAUCCAAGUACUUCGGAGGUCAUAGUGAUAUGCUGUGCGGAGUGCUUGCCACUCGAAACGACAAAUGGAGGAAGCAGCUGAUUGAAGAUCGCUUGGCCGUUGGCAACGUCAUCGGCAAUCUGGAGGCUUGGCUGGGAGUGAGAAGUCUCCGAACCUUGGAAAUCCGCGUGCAGCGCGCUAGCCAAAGCUGCAGCAAACUCGUCUCAUGGCUGGAUCAAGCACUGAAGUCCCCCAACCCUGCUCCAGGGAGCGAGGAGAGCAUUGUGCAGUCGGUCGUGGGGAACAUUUACCACGCUAGUCUGCAGAAUGAGCCAUGGCUGCAGAAACAAAUGCCGAAUGGGUUCGGUCCGGUCUUCGCGAUCGUGCUCAACAAGGAAAAUUUCGCACGGACCCUACCAAGCAAGUUGAGCUUCUUUCAGCAUGCAACUAGUCUCGGUGGCGUGGAGUCCCUGAUUGAGUGGCGCGCUCUUUCGGAUUCCCGUGUGGAUCGGAAGUUGCUGCGGAUCAGUGUGGGACUUGAGCACUGGGAGGACUUGAAGAACGACCUGCUACAGGCCUUUGAGGCGCUGGCCGGUGCUUAGCUGUCGCCCACUAUGAAAGCACAGCCUAAGCCGCAUCAGUGAUUAUGACCAGGUCCUAGAAGCCACAUAUUCUGUGUGUUUUUGAUGAUUGAAUAGCGACCGGCCCAUUUCAGAAGCCUCAGACAAUUCGUUCUCAAUCAAUUUCUCCGGAGACCCUGGCGUCUUGUUUAGAAUGAGGAUCCUCGGCGACGAAGCGUACAUCCUCUUUUGCUUCGCCCCUAGGUGGAAAUAGUCUAGUAGUUCCGUUAGCUGACAAAAUCAGUCUGGGUCCAAUGCAUCGGAUGGAUCCUGACUGAACCGG